GUUCGCUUCUACGGCGGAGGGAAGGUUUCGCUUUCCACUUCCCAGAACCCACGUGAUGGGCGGGAGGCGUGGAGUCUGCUGUGUUGAUGAGAAGUGGCCCACCUGUCCGGUUGCGGCUAAGCGCCUGGGAGCGCAUCGUGAUUGCAGGGCCGGAGAGGGUAGAAGCCGCGGAAAGGUCUAAUGUUGGCUUCGUUUCCCGGCACAGGAUGGAGGAGUCAGCGGUGGUCGUGCUGAAGCGGGCGGUGGAGCUGGACUCGGCGUCUCGGUUCCAGGAAUCGUUGGUUUGCUACCAGGAAGGGCUUGAUCUCCUCCUACGGGCGUUUAAAGAUACAAAGGAUAAGACCAAAAAGGCUCAUUACCGAGCAAAAAUAUCAGAAUACGUGAGCAGAGCUGAAGCUAUCAAGAAGUGUCUUCAGAGAGAAAAAGAAGAUGGAAAAUACCACAAACAAAUUAAGAUUGAAGAAAACACAAAAGGUUUCAGCUACGAAAAGCUGUUCCAAGAGUAUCUUAAUGAAACUGUUACAGAGGUUUGGGUUGAGGACCCUUAUAUUAGGCAAGUUCAUCAGUUGUACAACUUCUUGAGAUUCUGUGAAAUGCUGGUUAAAGGACCAUGUAAAGUGAAGACUAUUCACCUCCUUACCUCUUAUGAAGAAGGCAGUGGAAAGAGUCAGCAGAUGAGUGGUCUACAGGACAUAGAACGGUCCCUGAAUGAUUAUGGAGUAACACUGGAUGUGUCAUACUCUUCUUCGAUACAUGAUCGAGAGAUUAGAUCCUUACACCACUCCAAAAGCUGCUUCUGAGUGUGCCUUAAGAACAGUAUGGGAAGCGGCACUGUAGGAUACAUCUCCAGUGGAAAAUCUAGGGAAAUUGUGGGACACCCACACCCUGCUUGAUCAAUAGUGCCUUCUGCUCACACACGACUGCCUUAGAUCUCAACCCAUAGUGUCUUUCUCCACCAGAAUAGACAAGUUACAAAGCCUAGAAUGGUUACUCUUAUUUGUUGUUUGAUUACUGUGAGUUUCUGGUGUGUUAAUAAUUUUCUGGCACUACGUAUGUGUCAAAUUCU
Messenger RNA from Gekko japonicus, 1066 nucleotides. It is a transcript of the gene MITD1, whose product is annotated as microtubule interacting and trafficking domain containing 1. The record is from RefSeq and is a predicted model, not a curated record. The transcript has 6 exons. Bases 87 to 800 code for a protein of 237 amino acids. Gene Ontology annotation, biological process: midbody abscission. Gene Ontology annotation, cellular component: midbody. NCBI's taxonomy places the organism in Eukaryota, Metazoa, Chordata, Lepidosauria, Squamata, Gekkonidae.